GUCAGCUAGCUAGUUAGUUCGUCGCUGUUCAGUGUUGUCAUCUCCAAACAUGUCCAUCAUGCUCAAAGAAGAUAUUUUUGUAUUUUAUCCCGGGUUUUGAAUUCCGUCACGAUGAGCGGCCUUUGUAGAGAAGUCAUCACUCUUCAGUUGGGACAUUAUUCAAACUUUGUGGGGACUCACUGGUGGAAUUUACAGGAUGCCUCUUUAUCAUACGACCCAGAGACGCCGCAGGGUGAGAUCCAGAGCGAUGUUGUGUUUCGUGAAGGGCAGACUCUGGGCGGACACGUCACCUACACACCUCGCCUCAUUGCCAUGGAUCUCAAAGGAAGUCUCCGGACUCUGCGGCAGGAGGGAAGUCUGUAUGAUGCAGGCAAAGACACGUCUGCUGUCACAUGGGAGGGAAGCCUCAUGAUGCAUAAAGAAAGUCCUCCUGCAAAGAACUCCUUUCUUGAAGAUCUGGACAAGUUGGAUAAGGGAGACAUUCUUGCUGAGGCUGAUUUCUCCUCCAGCUCCCAACCUCAGUGCUCAGCUGCAGGUUCGGUGAGUGUGGAUACGGUGAACAGUCGGCUGGCUCAGGUCCAAAAGGGCUACAGGCUGGAGGGCAGCGUGAAGGUGUGGUCCGACUUCCUCAGGAUUCACCUGCACCCUCGCACCAUCUCCGUCAUCCACCAGUACAACCACGACGGGGAGGCUCAUCGACUGGAGGCUUUCGGCCAGGGAGAGGCUCUCCUGCAGGGGUCGGUGCUCGAGGAGCUGGAGGACAAACUGCACUUCUUUGUAGAAGAGUGUGAUUACCUCCAGGGUUUCCAGGUGUUGUGUGACUUGGCUGAUGGGUUUGCAGGCCUGGGGUCAAAGGUCACAGAGAUGCUACAGGACACUUAUGGCGGGAGAGGCAUUCUCACCUGGGGGCUGGCACCUGUUAGUCACCGGAACUCAACUCCAAUGAAAGACCUCUACCACCUGUUAAACUGCACAUUAGGGACGGUCCACCUGACCAAUCACAGCUCUUUCUUCUGCCCGUUGACUCUGCGUGGAGGUCUGGGCAGACGACCCUCCUCUCCCACAGCCUUCCCUUACCUCAAUUAUGAUCCCUCACUGUGGUACCACUGCAGCUCUGUCCUGGCAUUGGCCCUGGACGCCCUCACUGUGCCAUACAGGCUGAGGAACAACAGUGUCCCCAUGUGGCAGGUGGCAGACACACUGGCUGUUUCAGGGAGAAAGGUGGUGGCUGCUUACGGUGCCGUCCCCUUUCCCAUGAUGCACGGCAGCUCUCUCCCUGACGCCCUGAGUGCCUGCACGGAUGCUCUGCCCUGGAAACCUCUGUCAGCGUGCUCUGAACCAGGCGACGGUCGAUGUUAUGGCCAGUGGGCGAUGCUCAAAGGCUUCGAAGGCCAGAGACUAAUCAGCUCUCUGGCUCCAGGGAUUAAACCACCCACUCCUCUGCACAGCCUCCACAGCGGGGAAGACGUCCUGGCUUCCUACAUCAGAUCUUUCUAUCCUACAGCUCCUCUCGCUCUACAGAUGGUGUCCACUCCCAGCAAGCUGACACCACCUUUCCCUCAGAUUUUCAGCCAGUCCCUCGAUGCUCAGGGAUUCCUGCAGAGCCAAGCUCCUCCUCCUGGCUUGCCGGCCUCUGCGGUUUCCUCUCUACCCGUCUUGACUUCCCUCCAGUCUGGGCCCGCGCUCGGCACGUGGCUGUCCGAGCUGCAUCGCGGCGCCAGCACUUUCGACAUCCGCCGCGUGGCCCCCAGCUUCCUCUCCCAGGGUCCCGAAAUGGGCGACUACCAGGAGGCCCUGGAGCAGCUGCGCCUGCUGGCCCGGUGUUACCGAGACGACAGCGGCGGGGUGAUGCGCUCUUCCUCUGAGGAGGAGGAUGACGAUGAUUGAUGUCUGCUAAGCCUACCUACCUGCUUUGUUUACCAGCCUGCAUGUUCUCAUACAGACGUAGGGGGACAAAGAGGAGCUGUGCCUCUGGUUAAUGAAGGACCAGGACUGAAUUACAUGGAAACAGAGAGGUGAACACUUCUCAAGUUGAAACAGACUGAUAAAACUAAAAACUGCAGAUGAGUGAAGAGGUACAUGUGUAGUAUUCAGUGAGGGGAUGGAUGUAGCAUCAUGCAAAUGUAAGGACAACGGUUACAUUUCUUCAAAUGACUGUUUAUCUGUAAUUAAAUGUAUUUUAUACUAAAUGUACCCUAUAAAAUAUAAAUAGAUGUGGUUUUCACAGUAUUGUUGACAUAAAGCUCUGACAGUUAAUUUUGAUUGACAAGCA
Messenger RNA from Lates calcarifer (barramundi perch), 2272 nucleotides. It is a transcript of the gene msto1, whose product is annotated as misato mitochondrial distribution and morphology regulator 1. The coding region runs from base 112 to 1887 and encodes 591 amino acids. The record is from RefSeq and is a predicted model, not a curated record. Gene Ontology annotation, biological process: mitochondrion distribution. The transcript is spliced from 14 exons. NCBI's taxonomy places the organism in Eukaryota, Metazoa, Chordata, Actinopteri, Centropomidae. Gene Ontology annotation, cellular component: cytoplasm.